Pocillopora verrucosa is the source of this 1656-nucleotide messenger RNA. Its product is annotated as ectonucleotide pyrophosphatase/phosphodiesterase family member 5-like. NCBI's taxonomy places the organism in Eukaryota, Metazoa, Cnidaria, Anthozoa, Scleractinia, Pocilloporidae. The record is from RefSeq and is a predicted model, not a curated record.
UCAGUGCGAUAUGACUCGGCAAAAGGUUGUUAUUGAAGGAGGACUUAUUUCUUAUCUUGCUCUCCUAAUUUUACAAACCAGUCUUGCACAAAGCAAGGGAAAAGAUUCCGAAACAUUAAUCGUUGUGUCAAUGGACGGCUUGAGAUGGCAAUACAUUAACGAAGGAUUCGCAAACACACCUAAUCUUGAUUCAAUCGCUCGAGAAGGGGUCACAUCAAAGUUCAUCAAAACUGUUGUACCGAGCAAGACAUGGCCAAACCAUCACAGCUUCCUCACUGGGUUAUAUCCUGAAAGCCAUGGCAUUGUAUCAAAUAAAUUUUUUGAUCCAGUUUACCAAGAAAAGUUUGUCUUAGAUUAUGAUUGUAGUAAUUACGACCCAAAAUUUUACAAUGCGUCUGAGCCAAUUUGGUUGACUCUGCAGAAAAAUGGCGGUCGAAGCGGGGUUUAUUUCUGGCCGGGAUUCGGAGGUUACCCAGAAAAGCCGACAUUCUACGAGAAGCCCGCAAUCUGCCCCGUCAAUUGCAGUGAGAUCAACCCAAAAGACUUGCCAAACAUGAGAAACAGCAGAAGUGGUUGGCCACCUUACAUUCAUUGCAUGGUAAACCACAGUGAGCCUGUUGCAAACAGAAUUGAUAAGAUCAUGAGGUGGCUAAGGACCGACCUGCCACCCAGGCUAGUUCUCUUGUAUUCAGAAGAUCCAGACAGUACUGGACAUGGAUUCAGUAUAGAAAGUGACCAAUAUAGAGCCGCUAUGGAGAGAGUAGACCGUGAUACAGUAGGAUACCUGAUCAACAGUCUCAAGAAUGCAAACAUGUACGACAAAGUCAACAUCAUGUUCGUUAGUGACCACAGUAUGACUGAUACGUCGUCUAAAAGGCAGAUUUUCCUCGAGGACUACAUCAACCUUGACGACUUUCAGCUCGUUGAAGGAGGAGCCGUUGGCCACAUCUGGGCUGAAGGUAAACAAGUUGACGACAUUUACAGAAAUCUUACAAGUGCUAAUAAUGCUCACAUGAGGGUAUACAAAAAGGAGGACAUCCCAGAAGAAUACCACUGGAAGCACAACCUCAGGAUCCCGCCGAUUUUCGUCGACCCCGACGUUGGAUGGGUCAUAAAGACUGAGCGUUCAAAGGCACGUCAAGGGAAUUGGACAGUGGGAGAUCAUGGCUGGCCUUCAACGAGGUCCAAAAGUUACUCUGUGUUCUUUGCCCGUGGUCCUGCCUUCCGGAAGGGGAUUGAAGUGUCAUCCUUCAAUACCGUGGACCUGUACCCUCUGAUGUGUAAUUUAUUGGGAAUUGAGGCUAAACCAAAUAACGGCUCUUUUGAGAAUAUUAGAUUGAUAUUGAAAGAAUAUGCUUCAAAACCAACUGCCAAGGGUGUCUCUUAUCUAUGUCAUUCAUUAGCUCCUCUUUUCCUUACUGUAUCGAGCGUGAUGUUUUGCAUAUUAAUGACGGACUGAACUUAAUACCGUUAAGCUAUGUACUUUUAAAAUUUCUGUACCAGCGUAAUCAGUAGAAAGCAUGAUUCGCUUGUAGCGGAAGUAAUGGAGCCUUUGGUUAACAUGGUACCAGAAACUAUAAGCGAUUUAUACAUCGUCUACCGCGCAAAUAGUAAAUAUUAUAUUUCUCGUGCAGCAAAAUUAUUUGUGAUUUACAA